CGCCGCGAGUUUCCUUUGGCAACCAACCAAAGUCGUCGUCUUCCUCCUCUCGCACUUUACUCCCCUCCCCCUCCUCUCCCUCUUCCCCCAACUGCAAAGCAGCUGUCCACCUCCACGCUCCUCCUCCUCCCCCAACCCCAACCUCUCCGCCUUCCCUCUCGCCGGCGGCGGGGAUCCUCAUCCGCCCCGCGACGCCCGGCCCUAACCGCGGCGGAGAUCCGUGGAGGGUGGGGGGACAUUCUUGGUAAUUAAGCCGCGCGGCGCGCGCCUCCCCUCUUCUUCUUGGAUUCGACGGGGUGGCGCGGGGAUGAACACGAGGCCGGUGGUGCUCGUCUUCCUCCUGCUGGUGCUCGUCAUCACGUCGCAGUUCGAGUGGAAGCAGCAGAUCGGGGACGCCGCCGCCGACCCCGCCGACGCGCGCCGCAGGCACCAGGGCCUCGCCAAGGAGGACGCCGUCAAGGAGAAGAUAAUAUUUUCUCAGGAGAAAAAUAUUCAACAACUUAACGAGCUUAUUGAGAGCCUUCAGCGGCAGCUCCUGCAUUGCCGUGGUAGCAACAACACUGUCCACACCACAACAGUUUCUCAUACUGAAGUUAGUGAGGUGGACGGGCAGGAAAGCAUUGAUGAUUGAUGGUAUUGGUAGAUAACCUCUUGGCAGGUUGUUCACUGAUUCUAGUACAGAAGCCAAAGAACAACGGCUGAUCAGGCAGCACCAUACUCUACAAAUGCCAUCUAAUAGGGAGGUACCAAAUCACACUGUAUUGUACACUUGCUACCAGUGUUUCUCUGGUAAGAUUGUAGAGAGCUGUAACAUGUAAUAUGUUGGUUUUAGGUCACGGCCACUAAUUCAAUUGAAAAGUUGCUUGAUGAUUCUUUUGUUGUGAUGAUGGAUGUCUCUGCCCCAAAAGGCUCAAUCUUUUUGCACAAUUGCAGAGCCAUAUUUGUACUGUACCCUUGAA
This is a messenger RNA of Oryza sativa Japonica Group (Japanese rice), 959 nucleotides long. RefSeq lists its product as uncharacterized. Lineage: Eukaryota; Viridiplantae; Streptophyta; Magnoliopsida; Poales; Poaceae. The record is from RefSeq and is a predicted model, not a curated record.